Molecule: messenger RNA, 3305 nt
Organism: Salvia miltiorrhiza (redroot sage)
Lineage: Eukaryota; Viridiplantae; Streptophyta; Magnoliopsida; Lamiales; Lamiaceae
Product: ATP-dependent DNA helicase Q-like 5
Exons: 18
Coding region: 117-2948 (943 amino acids)
Biological process (GO): double-strand break repair via homologous recombination
Cellular component (GO): cytoplasm; chromosome; nucleus
Molecular function (GO): ATP binding; nucleic acid binding; 3'-5' DNA helicase activity
Source: RefSeq, a predicted model, not a curated record
UAAUUAUGGAUUAUGGAUUUUGAGUAAAAAAGUUUAAACGACAUUGACAAAAAGUGCAGAAAAACAGCGUCUUACAAAAUCGGCGGGAAAAUCAUCUUAGCACACUUGACUAUCCCAUGGAGUACGAUUCAGGCUCCGACGGCUCUCACAUCUCCGCCACACCGCCUAAUUCUCCGCCACCUGCGCCGGCCCCUACGCCAUCAGAGGCUCGCCGCGCCGCUCUUCUCUCCUCCUCCAAAUCAAGAACCAAAACCUCAAUCUCCACCUCAAUCACUGCAAGAACAAUUCUGCAGCCCGUAAUCUCCAAGAAAAAAUCAAACCCACUUCCAAAGACGGCCCCAGUCCCAGUCCCGGAUCCUCCCCGAUCCAACCCACCAAUUACUUCUCCUCUCUCCAAUUUGCCUUUCCAAAUUAAGAAAGGCAACCUACAAAAUGGCAAGGGUGCUUCCGAUGGACUUCUUCAUGGAGGCCACUGUGCUUCCAAGUUUGCAUCUUUCUUGCAAGCUCAGGAUAAGAAUCUCAAAUUUGAGCCCGACAAUCCAAUUGAGAUGAAAACUAGGACUUCGGUUGAAAGUGCUGCUCCGGAAGAAGCACUAAAAAACGAUGUCGUUGGUGAGGGCUUGGUUAUGAAAAGAACACGAAAAAACCUUGGUGUGAUUGGAGGUAGUAAUUCUGAUAUGGUUAUAGAUAAAAAGGUCAAAUGUGGUAGUGAAGGGAAUUUUGUGAAGCUCAAUAUCAACGGCUAUGGCAGGAAAAAGUUCAAGUUCAAGAAUAAGAGGACUGGUUUUAGUUCUUCUUCUUCCAAUAGGUAUCGGAGAAAUUUUAGACGAAGCAAGGGAGGUGAGAGGGGUGGAGGAGGAGAAGAAAAUUGUGUUUUUGAUGAAGAGGGAUUGGUGGUGGAUAUUGGAAUGGGGCAGAAAACAUCGAAUGUUGAUGCUGGAUCAAUUGAAGAGGCUGUGAUGAGGGUGAGAGACGAGGCAUCAGAUGAAAAUUUGCUGAAGUUGUUGAAGCUGACGCACGGUUAUGACUCUUUUAGGGAUGGCCAGUUAGAAGCUAUAAAGAUGGUGCUUUCCGGGAAGUCCACUAUGCUGGUCUUGCCGACUGGCGCAGGCAAGUCCUUAUGUUACCAGUUACCGGCAUUGGUGUUGCCAGGGAUCACACUUGUGGUUAGCCCUUUAGUUGCUUUGAUGAUAGAUCAGCUCAAGCAUCUGCCUCCAGUGAUUCGAGGCGGCCUUUUGUGCAGCAGUCAGACAGCGGAAGAGGCGUCAGAAACACUCCGGUUGCUGCAAGAAGGAUCUAUUAAGGUCCUUUUUGUUUCGCCAGAAAGGUUUUUGAAUGGAGAAUUUAUUUCCAUCUUUUAUGGCUCUUCAGUGUUAUCUACCGUUGUUGUUGAUGAGGCCCAUUGUGUUUCAGAGUGGUCACACAAUUUUCGACCUUCAUAUAUGAGGCUUAGAGCCUCUUUGCUGCGUGGUAAGCUUAAUGCUGGAUGCAUUCUUGCAAUGACUGCAACAGCAACAAACAAAACCUUGUGUGACGUGAUGCAUGCUUUAGAAAUUCCUCCUACUAACCUUAUCCAGUCAACCAAGUUGAGGGAAAAUUUGCACCUGUCAGUUUCUAAAAGUGGGAAUAGGAUGAAAGAUUUGAUGGCACUGCUCAAAUCUUCUCCUUUUUCAAAUAUUAAAAGCAUCAUUGUUUACUGCAAAUUCCAGUCUGAAACUGAUAUGAUAAGCAAGUAUCUUUGUGAUAACAAUAUCUCUGCGAAGAGUUACCAUAGUGGUAUUCCUGCAAAAGAUAGGAGUCGUGUACAGGAUUUGUUCUGUUCGAACAAGAUUAGAGUGGUUGUUGCAACUGUAGCAUUUGGGAUGGGACUUGAUAAAAGUGAUGUUGGAGCUGUGAUUCAUUAUAGUUUACCAGAAAGCUUGGAAGAGUAUGUUCAGGAAAUUGGUCGUGCUGGGCGUGAUGGUAGAUUGUCUUAUUGCCACCUUCUUUUUGAUGAUGUCACAUAUAUUAAGCUUCGCAGUUUGAUGUACAGUGAUGGUGUAGAUGAAUAUACUAUCAACAAGUUACUCUGUCAAAUUUUCACAAGUGACAGAUCUUCAGUUGAAGAAAUUUGUUCGAUAGUCAAAGAAUCAGCAUCUCGUAAAUUUGACAUGAAAGAAGAGGUAAUUCUAACCAUUCUGACGCAGUUGGAGUUGGGUGAAGUGCGUUAUGUAAAAUUGCUUCCGCAGAUAAAUGUAACAUGUGUCUUAAAUUUCCACCAGACUUCACCACCAGUACUUGCAGCUAGAGAUGUUGCAGUUGCUGCAAUUUUAAAAAAGUCUGAGAUGAAAGAUGGGCAGUAUGUGUUUCAUAUUCCUUCCGUUGCAAAUAGCAUUAGAAUGCAAGCUUUUGAGCUGUUAAAUCACUUGCAGAGUCUAAAGAUGAAGAGGGAAAUAACAUAUGAAUUGAAGGAUCAAGCAUUUUGUUAUACAAUUUUGGAGGUACCAAAUGAUAUUUGUUCUUUGGCAGCUCAACUAACUAAGUGGCUUGGGGAGGUUGAAUCCUGUAAGGUACGGAAGUUAGACGUGGUGUUUAAUGCUUCAGUGUAUGCCGCAAAAGCUUGUGACAAAGCACUGGGUUGCCACAAUGACGAACAUACACCUUGUUUGCAAAGGAAGAUUCAAGAGUACUUCAAUGGGGAGUGUGAUGCAGAUAUGCAUAUUCAGAUGGAUCAAAACAGUCCAUUUUUGCGAGCAGAUACAAAGGUUUUUCUCCAAAGCAACGCACAGGCGAAAUUCACACCCAGAGCGAUUGCAAGGAUAUUUCAUGGACUUGGCAGUCCAGCCUUUCCUUGUGCUACUUGGUCAAGAACUCAUUUCUGGGGACGAUAUGCAAACGUGGAGUUCAGGGCAAUAAUGGAGGCAGCCAAGGAAGAGCUCAUAAAUUUUGUCGGGAAGAACGUCACCUAAACCACAAACAAGGGAUCAUCUUCCAUCAGCUCCCUUUCCAUCACAUCCUCUGUUGCUGAAGCUGUGAAUCGUGAGCAAUGUGGCGCACUCGGCUUGAUGUAAAUAUGAGGUUGAGCAGAGCAGAGGAUGACUACUUUUCUUCCACCAUUCCUCUCUGUGAAGAAAGAUACCAAUCUCAUGUGAAGGUAGGUUGAGUUAUGCUGCAGCUUUUGCAACUGGAUCCUAUCAUUCUUCAAUUUUCUUUACUGUAAUGUUUAUGCUUCUAAAUUCUACAUGUGUACACGUUAGAUUUUACUUUGGCCAAAUAAUUAUUAUAAUCGUCGAAAUAAUUAUACUGUUGAGUAUACUAUUGUGGAA